Molecule: messenger RNA, 738 nt
Organism: Symbiodinium sp. CCMP2456
Lineage: Eukaryota; Dinophyceae; Suessiales; Symbiodiniaceae
Source: the annotation of a GenBank genome assembly
UACUACCCGAUGCAGCCCAACGAGCUGCAGAGCUACGUCCGGUUCAUGAACGAGAACCUCUUCGACCACAUCGAUAUCGAUCAAGCGAACGUCAACAUCCCCGACGGUACGCUCCCCGAAGAAGAGGUGCUCGCCCACUGCGCGGCGUACGAGCAGAAGAUCGUGGAUCUCGGCGGCGUCGAUAUACAGGUCCUCGGCAUCGGCCGCACGGGCCACAUCGGUUUCAACGAGCCGGGUUCCGGCCGUGAGAGCCGCACCCGUAUGAUCACGCUCGACAAGAAGACGCGCCAAGACGCGGCGAGCGACUUCUUCGGCGAGGACUACGUGCCGCGUCGCGCGAUUACGAUGGGUGUCGGCACGAUCCUCGAAGCGCGGCAGGUCUACAUGCUCGCCUUCGGUGAAGGGAAGGCGAAGGUCGUCGCCGAGGCGAUCGAAGGUCCCGUGACGCCGAUCGUCGCGGCGAGCUUCCUGCAAGAGCACGACAACGCGGUGGCGGUCCUCGACGAAGCCGCUGCCGACCGGCUAACACGCUACCAAGCGCCGUGGCUGCUGGGGCCGCUCUCCUCGGGCCCCGGCGGCGUCUUCGAGUGGAACGACUACUGGACCCGCAAGGCCGUCAUCUGGCUGGCACGGAAGCUCAACAAGCCGAUCCUCAAGCUCACCGAAGAGGACUACAACGAGGACGGCCUGCAAGAGCUGCUCGCCAAGAAGGGCCGCGCCUACGACAUCAACCUGCAA